UGCAACCUUGGGAGUUUGUAUAAAAGCUUCCCCCUGACAACACUGAAAUUUGAAGCAUGGAAUUUCAGAUGGAUCAACGAAGAUCAUAUCGGCUCGCCAUCUUUUUCUUCUUCUUCUUCCUUAUAUCGUCUACGCAUUCGUUCUAUCUUCCUGGUGUUGCUCCUCGCGAUUUUCAAACGGGUGAUCCACUUAAUGUCAAAGUAAACAAGCUGUCAUCUACAAAGACACAACUACCAUAUGACUAUUACUACUUGAAGUAUUGCAAACCUACUGAAAUUUUGAAUAGUGCGGAGAAUUUGGGGGAGGUUCUUCGAGGGGACCGCAUAGAGAAUUCAGUUUAUACUUUCCAAAUGAGACAAGAACAGCCAUGCCAAGUGGUUUGUCGACGAAAACUUGAUGCUGAAUCUGCAAAGAACUUCAAGGAAAAGAUUGAUGAUGAAUACAGAAUCAAUAUGAUUUUGGACAACCUUCCUGUUGCUGUUCUUAGACAAAGGCGAGAUGGAAGUCAGUCAACUACUUAUGAGCAUGGUUUCCGUGUUGGGUUCAAGGGAAAUUAUGCUGGGAGUAAAGAGGAGAAGUAUUUUAUCAACAACCAUUUAAGCUUUCGAGUCAUGUACCACAAGGACCCUGAAACUGAUACUGCUCGUAUUGUUGGGUUUGAAGUCACUCCAAAUAGCAUUAAUCAUGAGUACAAGGAUUGGAAUGAGAAGAAUCCUCAAGUGACGUGUAACCAGAAUACAAAAAAUUUAAUUCUAGGUGGUGUUGUGCCCCAAGAAGUAGAUACAAAUAAGGAGGUUGUAUUCACCUAUGAUGUUUCCUUCAAGGAGAGUAAUAUAAGGUGGGCUUCUCGUUGGGAUACAUACCUUCUCAUGAAUGAUGAUCAGAUUCACUGGUUUUCCAUCAUAAACUCCCUUAUGAUUGUCCUCUUCCUUUCUGGUAUGGUUGCGAUGAUCAUGAUGAGAACUUUGUACAGAGAUAUUGCUAACUAUAACCAACUGGAAACACAAGAUGAAGCUCAGGAAGAAACAGGAUGGAAACUUGUUCAUGGAGAUAUUUUCCGCCCACCUAUUAAUUCUGGAUUACUAUGUGUUUAUGUUGGGACUGGUGUCCAGAUAUUUGCAAUGACACUAGUAACAAUGAUCUUUGCUCUGUUGGGUUUCUUGUCACCUUCUAACCGUGGUGGACUUAUGACUGCCAUGGUUCUGCUCUGGGUCUUCAUGGGUUUGUUUGCUGGCUAUUCUUCUGCACGUCUUUACAAAACAUUCAGGGGAACAGAGUGGAAGAGGAUUACCUUGAGAACUGCUUUUAUGUUCCCCGGUAUACUUUUUGCUGUCUUCUUUGUGCUGAACGCUCUCAUCUGGGGAGAGAAAUCUUCCGGGGCAGUGCCUUUUGGGACUAUGUUUGCUCUUGUGUGCUUAUGGUUUGGAAUCUCAGUACCUUUAGUGUUUGUUGGCAGUUACCUCGGCAAUAAGAAAGCGGCCCGUGAAGAGCCAGUUAAGACAAACAAAAUACCUAGACAAAUACCGGAGCAGGCAUGGUACAUGAAACCAGCCUUUUCAAUUCUAAUCGGUGGUAUUCUUCCAUUUGGGGCUGUUUUCAUUGAGCUGUUCUUCAUUUUGACUUCCAUAUGGCUGAACCAGUUCUACUACAUCUUUGGCUUCCUGUUUAUAGUUUUUCUGAUCUUGAUAAUCACAUGUGCGGAGAUAACUAUCGUCCUCUGCUACUUCCAGUUGUGCAGUGAAGACUAUUAUUGGUGGUGGAGAGCUUAUCUGACUGCUGGAUCCUCGGCUUUGUACUUCUUUCUCUACUCUGUAUUCUAUUUCUUCACCAAGUUGGAAAUCACAAAGCUGGUUUCAGGCAUCUUGUAUUUCGGUUACAUGUUGAUUGCAUCGUAUGCCUUCUUUGUGUUAACGGGAACAAUUGGUUUCUAUGCUUGCUUCUGGUUUGUCCGGAAAAUCUACUCCUCAGUGAAGAUUGACUGAUGAAGAGGAUAGCUCAUAAGUUGUUACAAGUAUAGCGAAAAUGGUUUGGGUUCUGAACUGAUGAUUUUGAGAUUUAGGAAGAAAGGUCAUGUGGUUUGCAUCAUAUGCCUUGUUUGCGCAAACAGGAACAAUUGGCUUCUAUGCUUGGUUUUGCUUUGUUCAGAAAAUAUAUUCCUCAUUGAAGACUGACUGACCAAGAGAUAGCCCAUAAGUCCAUACCUGUAUAGAGGUCUGAAUUCUGAUGAUUUUGAUAUAUAGAAAGAAAGUAGCUGGUUUUGUGCUGCAUAGGACUAAGGCUGAAGUCUGCCUGCCGACGACUCUUUUGUGGCUUGACUUGCUUCUUGUCAUUUAAGUUUAUUUCAUUUUCUUUUGUUGGUUACAUUAUUGCAACAUUAAUUGUACCUUUUUUAUUUUAACAAUACAUAUGGUAGAAAACAGAAAUUUUGUUGUGUCUUGAAAACUUAUGAUGAUGCAUCUACAAAUGUAUGCAAGCUUGUCCUUUCAAUUAGCAAAUUGAAAACCAUGGGAAACAUUUAUGCUAUACUUCUGCAUGUGAUUAAGAUCGCAUUUUACAUAAUUGUCAAGAAACAACACCAACAAGUGCUAAACAAGGCAAGCACAGAAUGCAACCCUCGGUAUCUUGACAGACAACACAUGCAGAUGAAUAAGAAUGAAAAAAAGGAGGUUGCUGUUACUGCAACAUUGUUAAACUGUUAGGGGUCGUUUGGUAGGAUGCAUUAGAUAAAAUAAUGUAUGCAUUAGCUUUGUAUAUUAAUAAUACCUUGUUUGGUACACUUUUUGAACCUAUGCAUUAUUUAUGCAAGCAUUAAUUAUGCACCAUAUUUGGUAUUAUCCUAUGCAUACCUAAUGCAUAGAAAACCAUGGUAUUAGGAAUGCAAAUGGGUUUUAAUGCAUGCAUCAGCUUAGUUAACGACAGAAUUGUCCUUCAAAAUUUAUGCUUGAUUAAAUUAUGCUAUUAUAUUAAUGCAAGUUUAAAAUAAUCCAAAUAGUGAGAACAAAAUUAUGUCUCUAGUAAACAAAUAAAUACAUAGCAAUAUUUUAUUUUUUAUAAAUAAAAAUUUAAUUCCACACUACAAUAUAGUUAGACAAAUCAAAUAAUUUUUUAGAACUUUUUCAUAUAAAAAUAUUCCCCAACAUAUGUUUCUUUUAAAAAGAUAGAGUGAUGGACUAGUUUUGAGGGCAUUUUUGUAAACAAAUAAUUCUUUUAGAAAUUGUGCAAUGCUUU
Molecule: messenger RNA, 3228 nt
Organism: Nicotiana attenuata
Lineage: Eukaryota; Viridiplantae; Streptophyta; Magnoliopsida; Solanales; Solanaceae
Product: transmembrane 9 superfamily member 7-like
Exons: 7
Coding region: 57-1982 (641 amino acids)
Biological process (GO): protein localization to membrane
Cellular component (GO): membrane
Source: RefSeq, a predicted model, not a curated record